GUCGGCCGUGACGUCAGAGCCGGACCGGCUAAAGCGAGCGGCGGCGGCGCGGGGCGCUGGGGUGGAGACCGCUACCCGGAGCCGCGCGGACGGACGGAGCCCACGGCGCAGGGCAGGCGACCCCGAGCCCGGCCUCGGAGCCAUGGCCCUGAGCGAGCUGGCGCUGCUCCGCCGGCUGCUGGAGAGCCGCCACUCACGGAAGCUCAUCCUGUUCAUCGUGUUCCUCGCGCUGCUGCUGGACAACAUGCUGCUCACGGUCGUGGUCCCUAUCAUCCCGAGUUACUUGUACAGCAUUAAUCACGAGAAAAAUGCCUCAGAAGUCCAGACCGCCAAGCCAGUGCUCAUGGCGUCUACCUCGGGCCGCUUCCAGAACAUCUUCUCUUAUUACGACAACACCACCGUGGUCACCGGGAAUAGCACCGGAGAGCUACAGCGGGGGCCACCGCCUGCGGCCAGCACCCAGCACACGGUGACGAACACGUCCGCCGCGCCUUCUGACUGUCCCAGCGAAAACAAAGACCUCCUGAAUGAAAACGUUCAAGUUGGCCUGCUGUUUGCCUCUAAAGCCACCAUCCAGCUCCUCACCAACCCCUUCAUAGGACUGUUGACCAACAGAAUUGGCUACCCAAUUCCAAUGUUUGCGGGAUUCUGCAUCAUGUUCGUGUCCACCAUUAUGUUCGCCUUCUCCAGCAGCUACGCCUUCCUGCUGAUCGCCAGGUCGCUGCAGGGCAUCGGGUCCUCCUGCUCGUCUGUAGCCGGGAUGGGCAUGCUGGCCAGCGUGUACACGGAUGACGAAGAGAGAGGCAACGCCAUGGGCAUCGCCCUGGGAGGCCUGGCCAUGGGGGUCCUAGUGGGCCCCCCCUUCGGGAGCGUGCUCUACGAGUUUGUGGGGAAGACGGCUCCGUUCCUGGUGCUGGCCGCCUUGGUGCUCUUGGAUGGAGCUAUUCAGCUUUUUGUGCUCCAGCCGUCCCGGGUGCAGCCAGAGAGCCAGAAGGGGACGCCGCUGACCACCCUGCUCAAGGACCCCUACAUCCUCAUUGCCGCAGGGUCCAUCUGCUUUGCAAACAUGGGGAUUGCCAUGCUGGAGCCAGCCCUGCCCAUCUGGAUGAUGGAGACCAUGUGUUCCCGCAAGUGGCAGCUGGGCAUUGCUUUCUUGCCGGCUAGUAUCUCUUAUCUCCUUGGAACCAAUAUUUUUGGGAUGCUCGCACACAAAAUGGGGAGGUGGCUUUGUGCUCUUCUGGGAAUGAUAAUUGUUGGAAUCAGCAUUUUAUGUAUUCCUUUCGCAAAAAACAUUUACGGACUCAUAGCUCCUAACUUUGGAGUUGGUUUUGCAAUUGGAAUGGUGGACUCCUCAAUGAUGCCCAUCAUGGGCUACCUGGUAGACCUGCGGCACGUGUCUGUCUACGGGAGCGUGUAUGCCAUUGCGGACGUGGCCUUCUGUAUGGGAUAUGCUAUAGGUCCUUCGGCUGGUGGGGCUAUCGCAAAGGCGAUCGGAUUUCCGUGGCUCAUGACGAUUAUUGGAAUAAUUGAUAUUCUUUUUGCUCCUCUCUGCUUUUUCCUUCGAAGUCCACCUGCCAAGGAAGAAAAAAUGGCUAUUCUCAUGGAUCACAACUGCCCCAUUAAGACAAAGAUGUACACCCAGAAUAACAUCCAGUCGUAUCCGAUAGGUGAGGAUGAAGAAUCUGAAAGUGACUGAGAUCCUCAAAAGUCGUCAAAGUAUUUAUUUGUGCAAAACAGUGUUACCAGUGAAAUGACUCCUCCAGAACUUAGUCGCACCAUCGUCCCUGGCGAAAGCCAAGCAACCAAAGGUUAUUCAUUCUUCUCCGUGGUUGUGAUCGAUUGCCAACAGCCUUAUAAAGAAAAAGCAGCUUUUCUAGGGGUUUGUAUAAAUAGUGUUGAAAACUUUAUUUUAUGUAUUUGAUUUUAUUCAAUAUUAUACAAUAUAUUUUGACGAAAUAUAGUGUAAAUUAUAAAUAUUUGAAUCCAAAUCAAAUAUAAUUUUUAAAAAACUUACAUUCAUAAACACUUGGGCAAAAGAAUCGUAUAUUUUUUCUGAAUAUUGGUAAUGGGUGUUUAAAAUUAAAGCACACAUUAUCUCCGAGACACUUCCAACACUGAGAAACCAGAAGGAAGUCUGAAAAACAGAAUCAAGUAAGACAGCAUAUUAUGUAGUGACGCUGCGUGUGGUUAACUUGUAAUUACUAUCAACAUAUUUAUGAGUUAAAAGCUAGUUACCUCAAAUGCAGAGGACAGGAACUUGGGUCCGUCAUCUUAUGGACUUACCCAUAAAUCGUAGCUGGCAUUAGUUUUCUGUGUAACCAUCUACCUGGAAACAGAUGGUUUCAAAUUACACGUUUACAAUUACGUAAUUUGGUAAUUUGGCACUAGAGCCAGAAGGAGAAAACUAGAAAAUAGUCCAAAAGCGGAGAAAAGCACCCAAAGUAUAGUUGUAGAACUAGCUUUCCCUUUAAGAUAUAUACUGGAUUGUCUUACUGGAUGAAAGAAAAGUGAGGGUAGAGAUCCCUUAUACAGACAAGAUUAAGCAGGAUCGCUAUAUUAACGUCUCGUUCAAGUUUUAGACAUUUAAAAGGCUAAUCGCUGCUAUGAUGUGAAAAAAUCAGACCACGUACCUUUGACCUGUUAAGAGGCCAUCCAAGUGUUUUCUAGGUAUCUGUUAAAUUUUCAACUGUAACUAUUAUUUUUUAGACUUCUGACAGUUCGACAAAUUUUAAAGGAAGAUGGAGGAAAGAAAUCUUGAAUCACAUUAGGGAAAACAGGUUAAAAAAAAAAAAAAAAGUGGUCAGGACACAUCCCCUUUCAAAGACAGAAAAACCCCAAACAUCUAGAAAGGCGUAUGUAUUCUCGUGUCUAGUGUUGUGCAACGUGGUUUUUCUAAGCAUGACGACAUUGAUGUGCCUUUUCAACAGCAAAUAACUGUGUUAAUAGUAUCGUCAGUUGACGUCAGUUGACAUCAGGUUUUGUAGGAGAUGUGAUUGGAGUGCGCAGAUAGUGUAGAAUGUCGCAAAUACUUGUGAACUCUGUAGCUCUGUAAUCAGAAAUUACCUAAUGUCUGUUCUUUGUUAAGCUAAUACUGUGUUCCUGUUAACUUGGACAAGGAGCCAAGAACUUGAGAACGAGGACUCCUCAACCUCAACCUCGUAAUUCUCUAGAAGUAGCUAAUCCAUUUGCUUUAGGAAGCUUUUCUGUGGGGUUUUGAAUGAUUUGAAAUCUGGUUUUCAAGGGCAGCGAUGGAAGCAAAUGAACUUCACAUACUUGCCUUGGGCAACUUAAAACAAAUCUGUGACUCUGUAAAGAUGGAUGGGGAGGUGCUCUCCUAUGGCGAACCUAAAACCCUAAAACCGCGGGAUUGUUUUCUCCCACAGGGGAGACCCCCUUGGGGAACGUGCUACGGGUUUGUGGCUCUCCCUGACCACAAUGCUUUAUUCCAGUUUUAGUCUUGCCUCUAAGGCUUCAGUCUCUUCAAGAAUGACUGGCAGAGGCAUGCCCACUGUUGAUCUCCAGAGAGAAGACAAAAGAGACGGGAGUUUUUCAAAACUGUUUUAGCAGCAAAGGUAUCCAUUAUAUCUGAGGGGGUAAAAUUGCAAGGUCUUUUAUAGGACUGAUAUCCUGGGGUUAGCAAGACUAUGAAGUGACGCUUUUUUUUUCUUUUAAUGUGUGUAUCAGAACAAAGAACAUACAGCUCCCUGAACGUUUUAUUUUUUUGAGCAGAGGUGGGUCAUGUUUGUACCUGGCAAACAGAUACAAAACCACUAAUGAGGUAGCAAAGAAUAUUCAGUUCUUUCGACUAAGUGUAUGUGCCUGUUUUAGCUCGUUUCCUUAAUAAAUCUUCUGAACACUA
Molecule: messenger RNA, 3859 nt
Organism: Felis catus (domestic cat)
Lineage: Eukaryota; Metazoa; Chordata; Mammalia; Carnivora; Felidae
Gene: SLC18A2
Product: solute carrier family 18 member A2
Exons: 16
Coding region: 143-1696 (517 amino acids)
Biological process (GO): transmembrane transport; aminergic neurotransmitter loading into synaptic vesicle; xenobiotic transport
Cellular component (GO): synaptic vesicle membrane; terminal bouton
Molecular function (GO): xenobiotic transmembrane transporter activity; serotonin:sodium:chloride symporter activity
Source: RefSeq, a predicted model, not a curated record